CUUGCGCAUGGGAAGAUGGCGGCGUCCAGGUGGAGGUCUUGAGGAGACCAAAUCGGUAUGGCAUUGGCGUCGGGGCCCGCAAGGCGGGCGUUGGCUCGCCCCGGACGGCUCGGCCUUGGGAGCUGUGGGGCCCCUAGACGCGGGGCGUACAAGUGGGGCGUCCGCUCUACGCGGAAGUCCGAGCCUCCUCCCCCGGAGAGGGUGCACGAAAUCCCUGGAUUGGAGCCCAUCACCUACGAGGGGAAGAUGCACUUCGUGCCCUGGUUGGCCCGGCCGAUCUUCCCGCCCUGGGAUCCCGGCUGGACGCAUCCAAAGUUCCGUCGCGUUCCUCCGAUUCACGAACAUCCUUUGUACAAAGACCAGGUCUGCCACACCUUCCACCAGCGCUGCAGCCUCCUUGAGGGUGUAAAGCAAGCCCUCUGGCUUACCAAAGCCAAAUUAAUAGAAGGCCUUCCCAAGAAAGUGCUUAGCCUCCUUGACGACCCAAGGAACCACAUAGAGAACCAAGAUGAACGUGUUCUGAAUGUGAUCUAUCACGCCCGUCUCUGGCACUGCACUGGAGAUAUCCCCAAGAGAGAGACCUACUGCCCACUCAUUGUGGACAGCCUGAUACAGCUGUGUAAGUCCCAGAUUUCAAAGCAUCCUUCUCUGGCCAGGCGGAUCUAUGCCAAAAACUACAGGUUAUCUACUACCUGGAACCGAGAGGCUCUCCUCCUGCAGGUCCAUGGUUCCGGCGGAUCCCGGCUGAAUGCCAGGGACCCUCUGCCCCCUAUCGCCUCCAGAGAGGAAGUUGAAGCUACUCAGAACCACGUUCUUGAGACCUUCUAUCCCAUAUCUCCCACUAUUGGUCUUCAGGAGUGCAACGUUUAUGAUGAAAAAGACGACACAGGAUUCCAGGAGGGCUAUCCGUACCCCUGUGCGCACACCCUGUUUUUGCUGGAGGCAGCCAAUGUACGAUCUUACCGCUUUCCGCCAGACCAGCUGAGGGCCAAGAUGAUCAUGUUUGCCUUCGGCAGUGCCCUGACUCAGGCCCGGCUCCUCUACGGGAACGACACCAAGGUGCUGGAGCAGCCCGUAGUCGUGCAGUGUGUGGGCACCGAUGGGCGUGUCUUCCAGUUCCUGGUGUUGCAGCUGAACACCACAGAUCUGGCCUCCAACGAGGGUGUCAAGAAUCUGGUGUGGGUGGACUCAGACCAGCUCCUCUACCAGCAUUUUUGGUGUCUCCCAGUGAUCAAAAAGAAGGUGGUUGUGGAACCUGUAGGGCCGACUGGUUUCCAGCCAGAGACGUUCAAGAAGUUUUUAGCUCUGUAUUUGCACGGCGCUGUGGGAGCCAAGGAGCCUUCCGAGGCCUGAAGCCCUCGGCCCCCCUUACUGAAGAUCCUGCAUCCUGGGCAGUUCCCGGCCGGUUCUGGGCCUGCCUGGGGCCGUAGUGCUGUUGUGGCCCACUGGGCUCAGUGACAAUAAAGAGUACUUCCAGCGCCCUGGAGCCUAUGUUUGGUGCUGUCCGGAGGGGCCCACGGUGACUCGUGGGCCCACGCCGUGCGCCUGCCCCGUACAAGUGCGGGCCCUGCCACCUGGGCUGUCCCAGCUCUGCCCACAACCCGUUUUGUGACUUUAGACAAGAAUCUUUCUCUGAGUUUCAGUUUACUUGCCUGAAACUUAGGGCAUAAUAAUGUGGCCUGCCUUGGUUUGAAGACUCUAGCUUAUGUAUAUGUAGUGUCUGCAUAGAGUGUUUGCUGUGUUGGGUUGGCCAAAAAGUUCAUUUGGUUUCUUCCGUAAGAUGGCUGUAGUAGCAUUUUGUCGUCUUUAACUUCAUUUGAAAAAAUGUUGUUAGAUUGUAUUGUGACAGCUGUCCUAUCAGUGCAUCUAAAAAAAACCAAAAUUGGUGAAUUUUUGUGUAGCCAUUUUAAUAGUGAAGAUGAAAGAAAUUGUGCAACGUUU
Messenger RNA from Phyllostomus hastatus (greater spear-nosed bat), 1941 nucleotides. It is a transcript of the gene MRPL37, whose product is annotated as mitochondrial ribosomal protein L37. The coding region runs from base 58 to 1353 and encodes 431 amino acids. NCBI's taxonomy places the organism in Eukaryota, Metazoa, Chordata, Mammalia, Chiroptera, Phyllostomidae. Gene Ontology annotation, molecular function: structural constituent of ribosome. Gene Ontology annotation, biological process: translation. Gene Ontology annotation, cellular component: mitochondrion; ribosome. The transcript has 7 exons. The record is from RefSeq and is a predicted model, not a curated record.